UCCAGAAUUUGAGUUGCAGGUUUAGGAGCUAGGUCACAGCAUUAGGCUGUGGAGUGAGAAGGUGUAGAGAAAGUGUCCUUCACGUCUCCGAUUAACAACAUGCCAUCAACUUGGGUACAUGCUUUUGGUUUCACUUUAUUGCCAAACGUGGGAGGAAUUUUUGGUUCUCGGAUAACACGGAAAGAAAUUGCUGGUUGGUAUGCAACUCUCAAAAAACCAUCUUGGUGCCCCCCUAACUGGGUUUUUGGUCCCGUUUGGACAACUUUAUACACUAGCAUGGGUUAUGGCUCCUACCUGGUGUGGAAGGAAUUGGAUGGAUUCACUGAUAAAGCAUUGAUCCCACUUGGUUUAUAUGGAACUCAACUUGUCCUUAACUGGGCAUGGACUCCUAUUUUCUUCGGGGCACACAAGAAGGGACUGGCUUUUAUUGAACUAGUCUUCGUUUAUGCUACAGCAGCAGCUACAACUGUGACUUGGUACCCCAUCAACAAAACAGCUGCUUAUCUAAUGGUUCCUUAUUUGGCCUGGUUGACUUUGGCUUCUGCUCUAAAUUACUGCGUCUGGAGGGACAACAAGGAUAAGGACGAUUAGAACUACUAAUUACUGUGGAGCAUCUGGAAUCCAGCCUGUCCAACUAUACUGGCAAAUUGAAGAAUGUUGAUUAUGUCUACAGAAUUCAAGAUUAUAAUUAAACCUUUGGCUUAUACCUA
Messenger RNA from Hemiscyllium ocellatum (epaulette shark), 710 nucleotides. Its product is annotated as translocator protein-like. The record is from RefSeq and is a predicted model, not a curated record. NCBI's taxonomy places the organism in Eukaryota, Metazoa, Chordata, Chondrichthyes, Orectolobiformes, Hemiscylliidae. The coding region runs from base 100 to 591 and encodes 163 amino acids. The transcript is spliced from 4 exons. Gene Ontology annotation, cellular component: mitochondrial outer membrane.